AUGCGCGUCGCCCGCCGCUGCCUGCUGCCGCUGCCGACACCAAUGGGGCAUCGGGGCUUGCUUCUCCCCCUGCUCCUCGCCGCGCUGUGCUUCUCUGGCGCCGCCGCCGCCGCCAAGCACGGCAGCAAGAAGUCGUACGCCGCCAUCUUCAGCUUCGGGGACUCGCUCUCCGACGCCGGCAACCUCAUUGUCAACGGCACCCCCAAGGCGCUCACCACCGCCAGGGCGCCCUACGGCAUGACCUUCUUCGGCCGCCCCACCGGCCGCUGCUCCAACGGGCGCGUCGUCGUCGACUUCCUCGCGGAGCAUUUCGGGCUGCCCCUGCCGCCGGCGUCGCAGGCCCACGGCACGGACUUCAGCAAGGGCGCCAACUUCGCCAUCACCGGCGCCACGGCGCUGGACUACGCCUUCUUCAAGGCGCACGGCAUCGACCAGCGCAUCUGGAACACCGGCUCCAUCAUCACCCAGAUCGGCUGGCUCCAGAAGAUGAAGCCCUCGCUCUGCAAAUCGGAGAAAGAGUGCAGGGAUUUCUUCAGCAAAUCCCUGUUUGUGGUGGGGGAGUUCGGGGGCAAUGACUACAACGCUCCGUUGUUCUCCGGCGUCGCCUUCUCCGAUGUGAAGACCUACGUGCCGCUGGUCACCAAAGCCAUUGCCAACGGCGUCGAGAUAUUGAUCGAGCUUGGGGCAACAGACCUAUUGGUACCUGGAAUUCUCCCGAUUGGGUGCUUCCCUCUGUACCUCACACUGUACAACAGCAGCAAGAAAUCGGACUACAAUGCGCGCACUGGGUGCCUCCGGAGAUACAACCGUCUGGCCUUCCAUCACAACAGGGACCUCAAGCAGAAGCUUGAUGAGCUCCAGAAGAAGUACCCAAAGACAAAAAUCAUGUACGGUGAUUACUUCAAAGCCGCAAUGCAGUUUGUCGUCAGCCCUAAAAAUUUCGGUUUCAGCACGGCUUUGCAAGCAUGCUGCGGCGCUUCAGGGGAAGGCAGCUACAACUUCAACAUGAAGAAGAAGUGCGGCGAGGCUGGUGCUAGCGUGUGCUCUAACCCAGCGUCGUACGUGAGCUGGGACGGCAUCCACAUGACCGAAGCAGCCUACCGCAUGGUCGCCAACGGUUGGCUCAACGGCCCCUACGCUUCUCCCCCAAUCAUGAAGUGACAUUAUAAUUCAGAUGGUUAACUAUAUGUAGCGUCCCCGGUGCUGCUAGGGGAAAGUGGAUACGAGGAGUGCUUCAGGCACUGAAGAAAUUAAGCUAUUGGUUUACAUUGCUUAGUUUGAGGGAUUGUAUAAACUGUCCCGGUAUAGAUAUGUUUUCCCAGCUGAAAGAUGUAGUACAGAUGU
Molecule: messenger RNA, 1344 nt
Organism: Lolium rigidum
Lineage: Eukaryota; Viridiplantae; Streptophyta; Magnoliopsida; Poales; Poaceae
Product: GDSL esterase/lipase At5g45910-like
Exons: 5
Coding region: 1-1161 (386 amino acids)
Molecular function (GO): hydrolase activity, acting on ester bonds
Source: RefSeq, a predicted model, not a curated record